Fonticula alba is the source of this 1015-nucleotide messenger RNA. RefSeq lists its product as hypothetical. The transcript has 2 exons. Bases 38 to 1015 code for a protein of 325 amino acids. The record is from RefSeq and is a predicted model, not a curated record. NCBI's taxonomy places the organism in Eukaryota, Rotosphaerida, Fonticulaceae.
CACACGCCCCGCCCCACACCCAGGCACACGCACAGCCAUGUUCAAGCGUGCUCUGAGCCACGUCUACAACCGGGCCCUCCACGGCGAGGAUGAGGACUUCAACAAUGACGCUGUUGAGGCCCACUCGGACGACUCGUCCGAGGAGUCGGACCUGAGUGUGUCGGACUCGGAGCUGGAUUCCGACACCGACGAGAUUGACCGGCUGCGCUUCAAGAUCCGCAAGCUGGAGGAUCGCAACGCCAAGGGCAGCGACGAUGACGACUCCACCGAGGACGAUGACAGCGCGGAGGAUGAUGACCAGCCCCGGCGCAAGAUUUUCGGCUGCCAGCUCUGCUCCAACAAGUUCUUCCAUUCCGAGGCUGAAGUGGAGGAGCACCUGAAGAGCAAGGGUCACCUGCGUCGUGUGCGCAGCACCACCCUGGCCAGCAUGACCUCCGAGGAGAUCGAGGCCCAGAAGCAAAAGCGCCGGAUGAAGGUGGCUCGCAAGAUUGCCCGCAACAUCCCGGAGGCUGCGGCUGCGCUGGAAGCCGGCGACCUGGAGAAGGUUUUCCAAAUCGCCUCCCAGCAGAAGAAGCGCCCGGGCCGGAAGCGCGCCCGGCCGGGGAAGCGCGCUCGCCAGGCGGCCGCUGCCGCUGGUGGUGAUGUCGCCACUGCCACGCCCGAGAAGAGCAAGAAGGACGCCGCGGCCACGCCCGAAAAGGCCAAGAAGGCCGCCGCGGCCACGCCCGAGAAGGCCAAGAAGGCCGCCGCGGCCACGCCCGAGAAGGCCAAGAAGGCCGCCGCGGCCACGCCCGAGAAGGCCAAGAAGGACGCCGCUGCCACGCCCGAGAAGGCCAAGAAGGACGCCGCUGCCACGCCCGAGAAGAGCAAGAAGGACACCGCGGCCACGCCCGAGAAGAGCAAGAAGGCCGCCGCUGCCGAUCUUACCCCGGCCGAGGCCACCCCGGCCAAGAAGGCCAGCACUCCGGAGAAGACCAAGACCCGCUCGUCCAAGAAGGCCGCCAAGUCCAAGUAG